Nerophis lumbriciformis (worm pipefish) is the source of this 1767-nucleotide messenger RNA. NCBI's taxonomy places the organism in Eukaryota, Metazoa, Chordata, Actinopteri, Syngnathiformes, Syngnathidae. The record is from RefSeq and is a predicted model, not a curated record.
AACUUCCACAAUCUGAAAAAAUCUCCAAGAUUCAUGUCAUCAACAAAGAGCCUGAGGGACCUAUAUCACAAAAGCAGUAAGAUAGCAUUUUACUGUAGCCGUCUUACAUCAGACAAUACCCUAAUACUGUAUGUCCACAGUUUUAGAAUCUGUAGGCAAUAAAAAAAAAAAAAAAUUAUAAUGAGUUAUAUUUUUUAUGCAUAUAACUUGUCUUAGGAGAAGAAAAGAGCAACAGCAACUCAAGAGAAGAAAUUAAUCAAAGUGUGAAUGAUGGUAGUUAUAUGUUCCUCUUAUUCUACAUUUUUUAAAGACACCAUGUUUCACAAUUGGAUAUUAAGGAUUAAAUAAUGUAUUUUCCAGUUUCCUCUUUUUCACCAUCAAUCUCUUCAAUCAAACAACAUCAAAUCAGAUCAACGUGGGUCCAAACCAGUCUGUCUUUGCCUGUCCUACAGCAGAACGAGGCAGAUAGUGACAGCCUUUUGGAGACCUCAUUUGACAGUAGAAGAAACACAGGAAGCUCCGCAUCAAACAUUAGUUUCUCCUCGGGGAUGGAUUCCAUGCCAAAUGUCAGUGACAGCAGUAGGAGUAUAUGCACUGUAGAUUUUAGUGGAGUUGAAGUCCAAGGAAGAAUACACUAUGCUGUGAACUACAUUCAAAGACUUCAAGAAUUCCACAUAUUUGUAGUGCUCUGCAAAGACCUGGCUGCGGCUGACACCAAGAGGCACUCUGCUGAUGCGUAUGUCAAAUGUUACCUUCUCCCUGACAAAAUAAAGCUGGGAAAGAGAAAAACUAAAGUUAAAAAGCACACCCUAAACCCAACCUUCAAUGAAAUCCUUAAGUUUAAAACCAAAUUGGAGCUGUUGAAAACUCAGAGCCUUUACAUUUCUGUGUGGCACAACAACACCUUUGGUAGGAACACCUUCUUAGGUGAAGUGGACCAGGAUAUGUCAGGAUGGGACUUAAGCAACACACAGAUACAUGAAUAUACGUUAAAACCAAGGGUGUCAGGACAGACCUCAAUACCUUCCUUUUUAAGUUUGCCAGACAGCAGAGGACUGAUGAGAGUAUCAUUGAGGUUCCUACUACAAACAUCUCACAGGAAAAAAACAUCUACAAUUGAAACCGGUGAGGUGCAAAUUUGGGUGAAAGAUUGUAAGAAUCUAACUUCAAAGAGAGGACCUACAAUGGAUCCCUUUGUCAAAUGCACUGUACUUCCUGAUGUAAGUGGCAAAAGCCAACAAAAGAGCCGUGUGGUGAAGAGAACAGCCAACCCUAUGUUUAACCACAAUAUGACGUAUGACGGUUUACGACCAGAUGACCUCAGGGAAGCCUGUGUGGAGAUUACAGUGUGGAAUCACGACCGGCGAAACCCUCACUACAUUGGUGGUAUCAGACUUGGACUUGGAACAGGGAAGAGUUAUGGAAUUGAUGUGGUUUGGAUGGACUCCACGAUGGGAGAAGCUAAUUUAUGGAAGAAGAUGUUGGAGUCUGGUGGUCAAUGGGUGGAAGAUAUUUUACCACUGCGAAUGCUUGUGACCACGAAAUGAUGCUCAGAAUGAUCAUUGCAACAGAAUGUUUUGAUAACCGCAAAUAAUAUCACAAUGUUAAUGGUCCAUUACACACCAUAUGAUAAAUAUGUUAAUUGUUUUGUUUUUCAUGUCCUUGCCUAUGCUUGAUAUACGCAAGUAUGCUAAUGUAUGUUAUUGGGGUAAGAUUAAAUAAACUCUGCUUCUUCCGACAGGACUACUAUUAAGAAGUGUUGAAUUU